AAGUUAGAUUCGGGAGCCAAUUCUGGUGAGCACAUCACUGGCAUGUUUCUGCAACUGGUAGAGGAAGGAAUAGUCCCAGGUUGUUGACAUUCAGGACUGCCAGAGAUCAGGCAACUGCUUAGCCUCGCACUGACAAUGACCUCAUGGUGUCAAUCAUUAGUAACAUUGUGCAAAUGCACAGUGUCAAAAGCAGCAAGCAGAUUUGUCAUAGGUACUCAGUAAAUUGGAUCGAAGAUUGGACUUGUCUGCUAAUAUUAUCAGUGUCGGACUGACUUCAGCAAAUGUAUGCCUGACUGUCUCCAUGGACAGAUUGGCAGGUGCCAAGUCCAGCAGAACGUUCAGUGACAACUGGAACUGCAUGCCGACUGACAUUGCCUCGCUGCUGAUGCUCAACAGGGAGACGAGGGACCUCAACUUCUCAAGGUUGCCCUUCCUCUCAAAGGAGAUGAGGUAGUUCCAGCAGUUACCCAGAUCAUAUUACUGCGAGGAAAUGGCAAUUUCACGGUCUGUAAUUUCUCUGCUCAUGUUUUGUUGUGGGUUGGGCUUAGGAUUCAUCAUAUGCAGACUAGCAAUUAGUGCAAUAAAAAAAGAAGCACCUCAGCACAGUCAUCUGAUUUUCAAUGACCCUCAUGGCCACUUGGAAGACUCUCACCAUCACCAACACCAUCAAAAUCUUCAAGGAGAGAUGAACUUCAAUGCUGACGUCAGUCAACAUCAAGAUGAAAACAGAAGUGUUGCAGAUGAGCUAUAUAAGACAGUGCGAAUCCUGUGCUGGGUGAUGACUGGGCCCCAGAACCUUGCCACAAAGACCAAACAUGUCAAAGCUACAUGGAGCAAAAAAUGUAAUGUCGUGCUUUUCAUGAGCUCAGAAGAAGAUAAAGAUUUCCCUACAGUGGGACUGGGUGUUAAAGAAGGCAGGGACCAAUUAUAUUGGAAAACUAUUAAAGCUUUUCAGUAUGUUCAUGAACAUCACUUGAAUGAUGCUGAUUGGUUUAUGAAAGCAGAUGAUGACACUUACGUAGUGGUUGACAAUUUGCGCUGGCUGCUAUCAAAGUACUCUCCUGACCAACCGAUAUUCUUUGGCAGAAAAUUCAAACCAUAUGUUAAGCAAGGAUACAUGAGUGGUGGAGCUGGAUAUGUGUUGAGCAAGGAAGCACUGAAAAGAUUUGUUGAUGCCUUUAAGACCGGGAAGUGCACUCAUUUUACAUCUACUGAAGAUUUAGCUAUGGGGAGAUGUAUGGAGACUGUUAACGUAGAAGCUGGUGAUUCCAGGGAUACAAAUAAAAGAGAAACAUUUCAUCCCUUUCCACCAGAACAUCAUUUAUCAAAAAGCUACCUACCCAAAACCUUCUGGUACUGGAACUAUUGUUUUUACCCUGCAAAAGAGGGACCCGAAUGUUGCUCUGAUCUGGCAGUAUCGUUUCACUACAUUGAUUCCAAGACCAUGUACUAUUUGGAAUACAUGACUUACCAUCUACGACCAUAUGGCUACAAGUUUAGAUAUAAUCCAGAUUCUCUCCCAAAAAAGUUGGAGUAGAGAAAAUGAAUUUCUGUAACAAUAUUGUUAGACACAGCAAUGAAGAAAUUGUAAAAGUGCAAAGAUUUCAAAUGAAUGAAGAUUUUGAUUAUCAAAACGAUUUUGGAAUUUCUCUCCAUGCAAGUCUUACAAAACAACAGAACUAUAUGUAAGUUUAUAAUUCACAUGAAUGAAAGUUAAUAGUUGAUGACAUCAGUUGGAUAAUUUUAUUUUGAGUGUAUUUUCUCUCUCAUGACUGACUUCAACUAACUAGCAAAAAGAUUUGCAACGAACCAUUUGUAGCUCCCUCAUAACUUAGUCGAAAAUACUACCUUGUAUCUUGGUUUAGUUAGAGGUAACUGAUUUAAUUUCCAGUCUUGGCUGGGGAAGUUCAAGACUUCCUCAAUCAGCUUCAAUUUUGCUGGGCUAGGAUAGAGGAAAAAUCAUUCGGGCUUCUGUUUCUCACUAUUUCACAUUUCCUGCUGGGGAAAAAAAUACAUUGACACUUUUUAUAAAUAACAUGAGGCAGUGACAUUCGUAGGUGAGGAACACCUCAAUCGCAGGAACUGCUGUAUCACCUAAAUGACCAUUUUGGGAAAAAUACAGGAGAGUUGAUAUUGUUCCAGAGCUGUAAGACUUAAGCCAGAAGGAGUAAUAAAGGGUAGAAUUGAAGAUGGAACCAUUUUUAAAAGAAAAACCUUAUCAUUGCAUAUGGUGUCCAGGUGGUGUUUAAUGAUUAUGCAUACAUCAUUGAUGAUAAGUCAUUUUUUUGUUUUGAAAAUUUGGAAUUAAACCUGGGAUAAAUUUAAACUUCAGUGGAAAUAAAUGUAAAACGAGCUGCCAACUUGCUAUCACUCAUUUUACACUCGACACACAAAGUCAACGUUAUCCUCAAAUGAGCCUUAUUUUUGAGCCUUUGUACCUCUGGCUCUUUGGCAGAGUUAUUCAAUUAGAAUUUUUCCCCUUCUCUCUUUCCUAUAGCCUUGCAUUACCUUGUUUUAUGUUUUUAAAUGUCAAACUUGUAGCAGGUGUUAUAUUCAGUUUAAUAAUUGUGUUGUGGAAUUAGGUCUCUAGCUUGAGUGCCUUGAGAAGAAUUCAUGCUUGACUUUAUAGUAUUGAAAGGAGCCAUUUUGCCUGUCUAUGCAAUUUUUUUUUAUAACAUGAGCUACCUUGUCUAAUUCCACAUUUCUUUCAGAUUUCAUGCCCUUCUAGCAUUCCUGUAUGUUUCUAUACUGGGUAACUAAUUUUAAAUGGUUUGAUAGACUCUGCUUCCAUGUGGAUUUAUGACACAGAAUUAAAAAUUCUAACCUUGCUCUUCAAUUUGCCUUUAAUGCCACACAUUAGACAAUUAUUUUUUAAAGCAACUUGUCAUGUAAGUAUGUAAUCUGCAAAUCUACUUUAUGAUUGCUCAAUUAAAAUUUGCAGAUUUUCUACUUUAAAAUUGUACUCUGUUCAGUAAUUUGAUUUGGACUUAAUUGAAAUUUAGGAAACAGUAAGGACUGUAGAUGCUGGAAGCCAGAGUCCAUAAACGUGGAGCUGGACAAACACAGCAGGUCAGGCAGCAUCAGACGAGCAGGAAUGUCAACGUUUUGGGCUGAAACCCUUCGUCAGAUCUGGGGAGGGGGAGGGUAUCCCGGAUAUAAAUGGAAGAGGGGGGUGCUGAGGAAAGGUAGGUGGGAUGAUGAUGGGUGGAUGUAAGGGGUUAUAGUGAUUGGUCAGUGGGAAGGGUAGAGUGGAUCGAUGAGUAGGAAAAUGGACAGGUCAGGGAGUUAGGACAUGGGAUAAGGCUGUGGGUGGAGGGAUUUUGAAGGUGGUGAAAUCAAUAUUCAGGGCGUUGAGCUAUGUGCUCCCAAGACGAAAUAUCAGAUGUUGUUCCUCCAGUUCAUGUCUGGCCUGACUCUGACAGUGGAGGAGGCCAGGGGAGGGGGAAUUAAAAUGGAUGGCAACUGGAAUGUCAAG
This is a messenger RNA of Rhincodon typus (whale shark), 3475 nucleotides long. RefSeq names its product glycoprotein-N-acetylgalactosamine 3-beta-galactosyltransferase 1. Gene Ontology annotation, cellular component: membrane. Lineage: Eukaryota; Metazoa; Chordata; Chondrichthyes; Orectolobiformes; Rhincodontidae. The record is from RefSeq and is a predicted model, not a curated record. The transcript is spliced from 4 exons. The coding region runs from base 491 to 1537 and encodes 348 amino acids. Gene Ontology annotation, molecular function: N-acetylgalactosaminide beta-1,3-galactosyltransferase activity.